CUUUCCGGGCUGCGGUGAAAACACGGAGACUCUGAAUCCGCCCCAUGACUAACUCCUGUACCGCGGAGGAGCCGGGACACACACACACACACACACACUUACACUCACACUCACACACACACACUCUGGGCAUGCUCAGUAGUCUGGGCCGUUUCAGGCUCCUGCCACCACUAGCAGUGGCAGCAGGAGCAGCAGGAGCAGCAGCAGGAGGAGCAGCCCCGCCGCUACCGCGGCCGCUGCUGCUGAGUCGGAAGCCUGUGCAGAGGGACCGGGGCUGUCAGUGAGAGUAGAAGGGCGCGCGCAGCGGCGGCUCGGGCUCCGGCACCUGGGGCUCCUCGUUGCGGUCGGAGCAGCAGCCGUAGUAGCAGUCCCAGCCGCGCCAGAACCGGCGCAGUCAGCUCCUCUCCAGCCAGGACCUCCUGGUUCCCCACCUGGCCCCAGGGCCCCUGCCCCUCCUUCUUUUAGGGGAGGGGAGGGAAGGUGUCCGGCAGCUCUUACUCCCCUCCAGCCUCCCCAUUCCCUCGUAGUGCUCCAGAGGCAGGUGGUGGCUUGGGGGGGACCAUGGCCGACGUUUACCCGGCCAACGACUCUACCGCGUCUCAGGACGUGGCCAACCGCUUUGCCCGCAAAGGGGCGCUAAGGCAGAAGAAUGUGCACGAAGUCAAGGACCACAAAUUCAUCGCCCGCUUCUUCAAGCAGCCCACCUUCUGCAGCCAUUGCACUGACUUCAUCUGGGGGUUUGGGAAACAAGGUUUCCAGUGCCAAGUUUGCUGUUUUGUCGUUCACAAGAGGUGCCAUGAAUUUGUCACUUUCUCUUGUCCGGGUGCAGAUAAAGGACCUGACACGGAUGACCCCAGAAGUAAGCACAAGUUUAAAAUCCACACAUAUGGAAGCCCAACAUUUUGUGAUCACUGUGGCUCACUGCUCUAUGGACUUCUACAUCAAGGAAUGAAAUGUGACACCUGUGAUAUGAAUGUUCACAAACAAUGUGUAAUAAAUGUUCCAAGCCUCUGUGGAAUGGAUCAUACAGAAAAAAGAGGGCGAAUUUAUCUGAAAGCAGAAGUCACAGCUGAAAAAUUGCAUGUCACAGUGCGAGAUGCAAAAAACUUAAUCCCUAUGGAUCCAAAUGGACUUUCAGAUCCCUAUGUGAAGCUGAAACUUAUUCCUGACCCUAAAAAUGAAAGUAAACAGAAAACCAAAACAAUCCGCUCCACGCUAAACCCACAGUGGAAUGAAUCAUUCACAUUCAAAUUAAAACCUACAGACAAAGAUAGAAGGUUAUCUGUCGAGAUCUGGGACUGGGAUCGAACAACAAGAAAUGAUUUUAUGGGUUCACUUUCAUUUGGGGUAUCAGAGCUUAUGAAAAUGCCAGCAAGUGGAUGGUAUAAGUUGCUUAAUCAAGAAGAGGGUGAAUACUACAAUGUUCCCAUUCCAGAAGGAGAUGAAGAAGGAAAUAUGGAACUCAGGCAGAAAUUUGAAAAAGCUAAACUUGGCCCUGUUGGUAAUAAAGUGAUCAGUUCUUCAGAUGACAGAAAACCAACCAACAACCUUGACAGAGUCAAACUCACAGAUUUUAAUUUUCUCAUGGUCCUGGGGAAGGGCAGUUUUGGAAAGGUGAUGUUGGCUGAUCGGAAGGGGACAGAAGAACUAUAUGCCAUCAAAAUUUUGAAAAAAGAUGUGGUGAUACAAGAUGAUGAUGUGGAGUGCACAAUGGUAGAAAAGAGAGUACUAGCUCUCUUAGACAAGCCUCCUUUCUUAACACAACUGCACUCCUGCUUCCAAACAGUUGAUCGUCUUUAUUUUGUCAUGGAAUAUGUCAAUGGUGGAGACCUCAUGUACCACAUCCAGCAAGUAGGAAAAUUUAAGGAGCCACAAGCAGUGUUCUAUGCAGCAGAAAUUUCAAUUGGAUUAUUCUUCCUUCAUAAACAAGGGAUCAUUUAUAGAGAUUUGAAAUUAGACAAUGUCAUGUUGGAUUCAGAAGGACAUAUCAAGAUUGCUGAUUUUGGAAUGUGCAAGGAACAUAUGAUAGAUGGAGUCACAACCAGGACAUUUUGUGGGACUCCAGAUUACAUUGCCCCAGAGAUCAUUGCUUAUCAGCCAUAUGGAAAAUCUGUGGACUGGUGGGCCUAUGGUGUUCUGUUAUAUGAAAUGUUAGCUGGACAGCCUCCAUUUGAUGGGGAAGAUGAAGAUGAACUCUUCCAGUCCAUAAUGGAACACAAUGUUUCCUACCCAAAAUCAUUGUCUAAAGAGGCUGUUUCCAUCUGCAAAGGACUAAUGACCAAGCAUCCUGCAAAACGUCUGGGCUGUGGAUCUGAGGGAGAAAGAGACAUCAGGGAACAUGCAUUUUUCAGAAGAAUUGACUGGGAGAAACUAGAAAACAGAGAGAUCCAACCACCCUUCAAACCUAAAGUGAAAUUCUGUACCAAAAUGCAUUGGCUUCAUUGGGCUUCAAGGUCUUCGUGUGGCAAAGGAGCAGAAAACUUUGACAAAUUCUUUACACGAGGACAGCCGGUGUUAACACCACCUGAUCAACUGGUCAUUGCUAACAUAGAUCAAGCCGAUUUUGAAGGGUUCUCUUAUGUCAAUCCACAGUUUAUUCACCCCAUCUUGCAGAGUGCAGUAUGAAACUGACCAACAUGAAUAAAAACCCCAAUUCCCCAGUCUCACCCACAGUGUUCCUUAAUUCCUAAAAUUUUAAGGUCUCAGUCUUGUUGCUUAUUCCAGUUGGAGACCUGAAAAUUGUAGGGUUAGAAGUCUAAAUGUGAUCAACCAUUUAGGAUCUCACUUUCAACCAAGAAACAUUGUCUUAGUAGUGAAAGCUGAUAUAGUACCCAGUUUAAUCUUUUAGGAGCCAUAGCUGGUUACAAGCAAACAAAUUCUUAACCCGAUUUUGGUAUGUUUUGAUAUAUUUUCUUUAACUUUCACCUGUCAAUUUUCAUCAAUAGAAUUGCUCAUUAUAGAGUUCAAGUUAGAACACUCUCGUUAUCUGAUCGGCUGAGGAUUUCUUCAACUGAACAGCCUUUGGAAUGGAAGCACAGAAAACAAAGAAACUAAGCACUGAAUUGGGAAUCAGAUAUUCUUAUGGUCUUUGCUAGUUGAUUUUUUAGAAAAUUACUAGAAAAGAUCAAGGAGGAACAGAGGAGUACAGAGGAAUGAUCACACAGUUGCAAGCUAAACAUUCCCAAAUAUUGGCUGUUCAUAAUCCAACCACAGCCCAUCAGCUCUCAAUUUUAAAAGACCAAAAAGAAAGAAAAGACAAAAAAUAUCAGACAAAUGUUUCAUGAAUUCAUCAUAUCAUGUCUGACUGGUUUAAUAACUAGUUUUAAAUUGCAUUUCUAUUAAGAGGCCAAAUAUUUUAAGAACAAUGCUAAGGUAGCAUGUGAAAUCAUUUCAGAUCAAAAAUUAAAAUUCCAUAUUUAUGUUCAUGUUAAUCUCUGAGAGAUUAUCCUGAGAUCCAGGGUGCCAUUGUUAAUUAUGCCACUAUUCAAGAGCAUUGUUAGCCAAUCUCACCAAACACGAUAUUUUGCUACUGACUUUAUUAACUUAGUAACAAGCUGAGCUGUAACCCUUUCCCCCUUUUGUACUUAUUUAUUUAAUAGGCUGCAGUGUUGUUUAUGAAAGUACUAUGUACAAUAUCUUAAUGAAGUAUUGAACUAGAGAGUCCAUCCCUAACAUUGGGGAACUUUAUCCCUCUGAGUUUCCUUAGAGAGAAAACAAAAAAAGGCUUCAUUUUCCAUUUUCAUUUCCCAUUGAAUGACUUACCUGAAGAUGUAGAGUUAGCCUGGAUUAAAAUCACUUUCCCCAAACAUUUAAUUGCUAGAAGAGAUUUACUAUGUUUUGCAUCUGCAUCAUGCAAUGAAUUUUGCAUGUUUAUAAUAAAUCUUAAUCUAUACUGUCAAUAUUUAUCAUAUGCAAUAUAGGGAGAGUAUUAUAAUUUUAUAAGGCACACUUUGUGUUAUAUUUGUGUAGGCUCUCAUUUCUAAGCAAUUUCCCCCUUGUUUAGAUUCUAGCUUUAUGUUCUGCUAUCAUGAUUUUCUCCCUCAGUGCAUCUCCUGCUGACUAUCACUGGUAUCAAGUAUAUUCAUUUUUUUAUCAUAGAUCAGCUAUCCAAAAUGAAUGGCUACUUUACAUGAUUUAGUUGGGCUUUUGUUCUAUCCGUCAGCUUCUACCUAUAAAACACACACACAUACAUACAACAGAAGAGAGAGAGAGAGAAUUUUUUAUUCUAGGCUAGAAGGUGUUAUUUUUUAGAUGCCACACUUACCUUAAUGCAAUCUUCUCCUUGUUGGCUCAUGCACAAUAAUUCCUCAAAGAGUUAAUGAGAAGUGAUCGUUUCCAAUACCAUAAUUUAUGCCCAAUUAGACUGUCUCUCAGCACCUUGGACCUUGUUUGUGUGAGUGUCUUGUGGGCAAAAGAAGGGCAGCAAAGGUUGCCUUCUUGGUAGGCAUGGGAAUGCCAGAAGCAUGUUGUCUGCUUUGCUAUAUGUAAAACAAGCUACUGUCUUUUCUCAACACAUACCAUGCUGUCAUGAGAGCAAUACUUGCCAUUUGAGAUUUAACAUUGCAUCAGUCCCAGUUAUUAAAGGGGUCUCCCAACUGUGCCAAAAGUACUCCAUUCCAGAAUGAACAUUUCAUUAUGGCUACUGGUAGAAGAGUGCAAAUGUAAGACAUCAUCCCAAAAGCAAAGUAGUCAAAGGAAUUUAAAAAGAUGACUCAAAAAUAGAUGAGUUACAAAGUAUUCACUGGCUCAUGCAGAAAGUUGCUAGAUUUAGCACUAAUCUAAAAGUUUAGCUCCCAACCAAGUCUCUCCAUGCUUUCAAGCCACAACCACACACACGCACACAUACAUACAUGCAGCGUUUUAAAAAAGAGAGAUUCUUCUUAACAUGUGGGCUACUGAGAACUCUCUGUGAUGUGCUGUACCCACACUCCUGGGUUCUACAGUUCCUAGCAGAAGUGAGAAAAAAAUCAGGAGGGGGAAAAGGCAGAGCCCCCAGAAAAUAGUUUCAUGGCAGUUAGCUAUGGUUUUCAGGCAUUUGUGGCACCAAGGCUUAAGAAUUCUAUAGAGGAUUCUUGCUUGAAGAGUCAAAUUUUAGGGUCUAGGGCAGCGUUGGCAAAUGUUUUCAAGAUCAUGUGCCCAAACUGCAACUUCAAGCAUCCUGUGAACUUCCCACAUUAUCCCAGACAGUGGAGGGAGGACGUGUUCACAUUGGGCAGCUGGACAGAGUGGUGGGGCAUGCAAAAAAUAUCCUCAGUUGUAGUGGAGAAAGGGGAAAGAACAGCCUCCUCCAUGCUAUGGUGGUACCCAGGCCACAGCUUCACCAACAUGGGUCUAGGAUAAAAGUUGACCAAAAGAAUGAAAGAAGUGACAGAGGAAGAGCCUAUUAAACAAACUCAGAACUAUCGGUGGUUCCCAAGGUAUGUCACAAAGACAGUUCCUAAUUAAAGAUCAUCCUUUUUAGGAAACAGGUUUUGAAGGGCUAUUUUGAUUCCCAUGUAGAUUUCCCUACAUAGAUUUUCUCAGAAAACAAAGUCAGGCAUCUUUGUAUCCUUUUCUUAAUCUGUAGAAUUUAGAUUAGAAAAAAUCCUAACCUUAAGGUGCAACCCUUUGCUCUGAUUAAGGAGAUUUUAGGCAUAGCAAAUUUGUUGAGGAUAAUUUUUCAAGACAAUGGCAUAGAAGUCAAUUGGGGCAAGGUGAUUGGCGAUGGGGGUCGACAUUAAAGAACAUGUGAUGUAUUGAGAUCUUAUGUGCUGAGGACUGAUGUUAGGACCAGUCCUCUUUUAGAGAGUAACUACAGAAGGCAAAGAAUUCUGUGGGCAGCUAUUGAGAGCUUUAAAUUACAGUAUCUGUUUACAAAACUCUCUAGGAUUGACCAAUUGUGUGGAUUAUAUAAAAUUUUGUGAGUAAGCUAUUAAAAAAAUUUUAGAAUCAGAAUAUUUCAAUUGAGCAGGAACUUGUGCAAGGAACUUCUUUAGAACUUUAGAACAAUAAACUUGAGCAGGAAUUUCUUUAGAAGAUGAAUUUAAUUAGCAAACUUUAAGCCCAGUUAAAUACUAUAUAUGCACGACAAAAACAAGCUACCCUCUGCUUUCAGAGUUCACAAUCAAUGCCCCCUCGAAGGAAAUGACUUCCCUCUGACAAUAACUGGUACAAUAGUAGCUUGUGGAUCCCAGGAACUUACCAAUGGAAGUAUCAUAUCCACCAGUAGGUUCUGACUCAUUAGUUUUCUCUCAAAAACCAAAUGCCUUAGGAAAUUUUUAAAGCUAUCCAUAGGACUUAACACUAUUUCUCCCAGACCCAAAUGGAUAGUUGUAAAUGUUUAGAGGUUUAAUUCUGGGAUUCUUGCAUCCUUUCUCCUGACUUCUCUUCCCAAAAAUCAUUAUGUUGUUGGACUGAGUAAAAAUUACACAGCUGAGUAUUAGGGGCAAGUUCAACUCAAAGAGAAGGUGAGAAUUGAUGCAAAAAAAAUUUUAUAAAAGAGGCAUGAAUAAACCAUUUAAAAUGAAAUUUUUUCUUAGUGCCUUUAGUACUCAGUCUCUGUGAAAUACUUAUUGCAAGAUCUAACAAAACCUUUUAGAUUGGACUAUUUCAAUUAGCCACUUAAGAUCACAGUGUCAUAAUUGUUCAAGGCAACUUGAGCUGAGAUGGUUCAAAGAAUCUGAGAGGCUGAGUGAUCAAGUUCAGUUAGACUGCAAGAUUAUUUGCUGAGUGCUAGCUCAUUUAAUUCUCAAUGACAACAGCAGGGACUCCAGGAACCAUCAGGGAACACCAACUCCAGUAGGAAAGGCUGUGACAAAACAUGAUUUAGGAUUUAUAGUGAAAAAGAGAGAUACAAAUUCUAGAGUAUGCUAGGAGUCCAAAGGCCAGAGACAUCAGUGAGGGUAAAAGUGAUCAGAAAAGGCUUUGCUGAGGUGAAAUUUGAACUGGACCCUAAUGGAUUCGUAUAUUUAUAAUAUGACAUUUAAAAGAAGAAACUCCAUCUGUUUUCACCAAACAUUAGCUGGCCUUUAUCAGUGCAAAUGUAGAAUUUUAACAAAGCACUUUUUCUCUUACUUACCACCCUUCCCUUUCCGAGUCCCCCUCCCAAAAUUUUUUGUUGACAGGGAAAGGGUUCCUUUUUUCCAUAUAGAGGAAAAUGUUUCACAUGCCGUAGAUCCUGUUUCUGUCAUGCCUCUUCCUCAUCUUUCUCAUUUCAAACCACAGCUGUUUCUUUUUGUGAAAUAGCAUCAGUUUUAUUAGUAGAGUAUAGAUCAGACAUCAGUGGGGCCCUUUCCAUUUUUGUUUCUCUUGGCUGUGGCCUCAUGCAGAGCUACAUAGCCCUGGGAGCUACGCCCUGGUGGGAAAGUCCCAAAUUCACCUAACCAGUCCUACAAGUCUCAUUACACCUCAGAAAACACCUUAGAACUGGGGAAAAGGGGCCGGGGGAGCCAUUUUCAUUCCCUUUUUUUCUGUGCUACCAAAAUUAAAAGUGUGAUUGUAUGGUUUUCUAUUAUAGCCGCAAGAAGGCAAAUGAUUAAUCGCAAACAGAAAUAUACUUUUCUUACUUCACUCUUAUAUACAUUAUGUGAAUAGGUCACUUUAUAUUGGAUAGUUUUCUUAUUGCUGAUACCACGGUGAUAUCCAGGGUGUGUUUCCCCAGCUAAGGCACCUCUUUCACAGUAGUGGAAAUGGAAGUGAAGGCUUAUAUCCUGAACAGAGAGAAGAAGAUGGUUUCUGAGCUCAGUACUACAGAGCCAGGGAAUUAACCCAGUGAUGGUGGUAAGGACAGGAGUAAAGAAACAACUGACAGAAUGUGACUGUACUCUCAUUUGCCAGUGAAUUCCUGGAAAUGGUUAAAGGCCACAUCCUUUUUCUUAUAACUGGUGUAUUACUUCAAGGCCAGUUGUAACCAAUUGUAAGAAUAUUUUCUUUGCCUUUCUGAUGACUGAGGGAGAAAAAGGAAACCUGGUAUUGUGAUGUAAUACUUAAAAGAAGUAAACUAAUUAGAGCAUCUAUGAAUGAGGGUAAUCUUACAGGAAUUCUUGGGUGUUUUUGAAAUUCCAUAUUGUCAGAAACUUUAGGGGGAAAUUGAGACUUUGAAAUGAAUUCUGACAUCAGUGUACCUAGUCUAUGUGAUUUUGUAUCUGUUAACAAUUGUUUCAGUAAAACUCAAUACUCAAACAGCCUUACAAUAACCCUGCUCUGAAGUGCAAAAUGUUCAGAAGAAAUUUUUUUAGCCUUCAAGAAAAAAAAUCAAUUUAUUAAAUUGACAUGGGAUGUCUGCAUAUACUGGGCUGUUUGUACUUUUUAUAUACAACUUUAAUAGCUAAUUCUGCAAAGACCAUUUUUUUAGAAAAUUCCAUCACUGACAAUGUUUCAUAAAAAUAAGCACACAGACCCUGGAGGAAAACUUAGCUGUUGUCAUCCAGAGUUCCAGUGGCAUGAAAUGGCGUCUGUGAAAUACAGUUGCACAACUUUUUUUAAACCUCUCUGGGGAUCUGUGCCAUUUUGAAAACAUUGGACUUCCUGGUGGGAUUUAUUAGUAGCCCAAACCCUUCUGUAGCCAUAGAAGAGAUGCAGAAGACAAAAAUACAUAAAAUCCAGGAACUGAUAGGAAAAAUGCAUUUAUUUUACUGUUUCGGUUAGAGAUUUGUAGUCAGUCAUAAGUCAUUUGAUUCCCCAAGCCUCCUGGACAGUUUCUCCUAGACAUACAUAGAUGUCUACACUGCUAGUUUCUGUGCUAGCCCUUACUUUAUCUUGCCAUGCUUAGUUCUGUCCCCAUGGACCUGGUAACUCCUCCCAUGCAUGUUCAGAAACAUUUCUGUGGAAUUUCCACAAGAAAGAAUACGCAGCAUGCCUGCUCACUGGUGUUCUCUCAUAACUAGUAGAGUAGACAAAAACUGAUUUUCAGAAAAACAUGCAUUAAUUAGACUUAAUUCGAAUUCUUUCUAAAAUGAGCUGAAAAAAAUCGGAUGCCACAUUUUUCUGGUUAUCAAUUUUUCAGAAGUCAAACUUUGUUUGCAUCAUGUACCUUUAAGAGAAUGCCUAUAGAUGAUCAAUGAUUAUAUGAUUGUUGGGGGGGUGGGAUUCCUUUCUGGAAAAAUUUGAUUCUUUUCCUGAAGAUUAGUAGUGAGGGAGAUGAUAAUAAACUUCAAAACCACUUGGAAUAGAGGCAGUGAUUCCUCUGGGUCUACAAACUUUGCUAAAAAUUCAAAUAAUAAUCUUUGUUUUAAGAUCUUUUUAGCAGAAUAUUCACUUUUUGAGGCAAUUGCCACAUUGCUUUUAUGAUGUUAAUUUUUUAACAACCAAAAAAAAAAGGCCACUGGAAAAGCACUAAUCCUGCAAAUUACCAGAAGAUCCACAUUUAUAUUUGUAAGAAGGAAGCUUUAUUUUAUCAAUAAACAACUACUAAGAAAUGUAAAGGCCAUUUGAAUGUCAAAUAACAUCUGGAAUUUUGAGAAAAAACCCAAGAAUGAUGUAUAAAUUACUGGCAUUGGUUUUCUUACUUCUUAAAACCUUUACUCCUUGUUUGCAUGAUCUGCUUUGUUAAAUAUACUAAUUGUAGUUUGGAAGCAAGUGUGUAUGAAUAAAGAUAAUGAUCAUUG
Messenger RNA from Monodelphis domestica (gray short-tailed opossum), 9584 nucleotides. The record is from RefSeq and is a predicted model, not a curated record. Lineage: Eukaryota; Metazoa; Chordata; Mammalia; Didelphimorphia; Didelphidae.